This is a messenger RNA of Oncorhynchus tshawytscha (Chinook salmon), 2398 nucleotides long. It is a transcript of the gene crfb12, whose product is annotated as cytokine receptor family member B12. Lineage: Eukaryota; Metazoa; Chordata; Actinopteri; Salmoniformes; Salmonidae. The record is from RefSeq and is a predicted model, not a curated record. The transcript has 8 exons. The coding region runs from base 360 to 2006 and encodes 548 amino acids. Gene Ontology annotation, molecular function: protein binding.
CUGGAUGUCUGAAGGAACAUGGCCCGACAGGUUUGUUAUGAAGAUAGGAAGUAUAUAACGCAGAGAAACAGACCUGGACUAGGAGAUACAGACACUAGCAACGAGAGAAACAGACACACCUGGACUGGGAGAUCCAGACACACCUGGACUGGGACGCUUCUGACCUGGGAAAAUUAGAAAUCAAUCAACUUCAGUGACAUUGUGUACUUCCGGGGACCUGUAUGACAUUACCAUGACAACCCUGUUAUGACCGUAACAGGGUCAGAAAUGGCCAAUGAGAUGCUGCCCUGCUCCAAGACAGGGCUGCAGUGUCCAUGCUGUACAAAUUGACCAGGUGAGAUUGAGAGGGAGGUGUCUCCAUGGUGAUGUGGCUUCAGUGUUCCAUCUGUCUCUGGAUCUUCCUCUGGCCUUCAGCAGGUAGUGUCUCUCCCCCUCAGAAUGUGACUGUAGAGUUUCUGGACUUCCAAGGGAGAGUCCACUGGCUGGCCGGAGCUGGCAACACCAACCAUACCCACUACUCUGUAGAGAUGCUAGCACUCGGUGAGUCAUGGUGGCAACCCUGUAACUGCAGCAACCCGGUUGCCAUGGCGUGCCCCCUGGACAUUCCGCUGGAGGACCUUUUAAAGAAUUACAACGUCAGAGUGAGGGCGGAGCUGGAAGAGCAGACGUCAGACUGGAAAUACCUGGAGAACACAGUACAGCCCUACUCAGACACAGUAUUGAGUGCCCCAGGUCUGGAGUUGUGGGUGGAGAACCAGAGUCUAUGUGUCGAGCUUCACCAUCCUGCUCAGAACAUCUUCAAAUUUUACAACAUCACACUGCUGAUGAAUGUUCAGGAACACAACGUCACGGUUAUGUCAGACAUUGAGUCGGGCUCAAAGAGAGUGUUCUCCCAUCUCAGUCCAGACCACACCUUCUGCCUCUUGGCCUCAGCCAAUCACUACAGCCUACGCCGUCACAUGACUGCUCAGGGGUGUGUUAAGCUGACGAGACACAGGCCAGAUACACAAGGUCAGCAGAGAGUGGUGGGCAUGGCUGUGGGCGUGUUCCUGCUUCUGGCUGUUCUGAUUGGUCUGAUCGCUGUGACACGCUAUGUCCUGAAGAGCACAGACCCCACCCCCACAGCUCUGGGUGUGUGUGUGCGUUCAGCAGGGUGCAUGGUGACUCCGGAACAGGUGGUGUGUCACCCAGUGAUGUGUGGGACUGCCACCUCUGGUUACCUGAGAGCUGUCAUGACUUUUCACCUUGACAUCCGCCUGGAGACAGAGACUCUCCUUCCCUGUUCCCUUGACAACCACCUGGAGACAGAGACUCUCCUACCCUGUUCCCUUGGCGACCACCUGGAGACAGAGACCCUCCUACCCUGUUCCCUUGACAACCACCUGGAGACAGAGACUCUCCUAGCCUGUUCACUUGACGACCACCUGGAGACAGAGACCCUCCUACCCUGUACCCUUGACGACCACCUGGAGACAGAGACCCUCCUGCCCUGUUCCCUACAUACAGAUAUAGGAUCAGCUUCCCCUCUCACAGUCUUUACCUUAACCAUGAGUGGAGGAAAUACAAAAUGGACCCAAGAUCAGCGUCUAGGGGCAACUUCACCUCACACCCUACUAUCCCUGUCUACCUCUCCCUCUCCCUUGUCUUCCUCGUCUCUCUCCCCCUCUCUCUCCUCUCCCUCCUCCACUCUCUCCUCUGGCUAUGCUCUGGCCUGGGACAGUGUAUCCAACCAGAGCGACACAGAGACACACACAGACAGAACUACUGACAGAACUACUGACAUAACCACUGACGUAACUGCUGACAGAACGGCAGACGGAACAACUGACAGAUGGGACAGGAGGUCCCAGCAGUCUCAGGAUAGACUAUCUGACUGUAAACUGUAUUCUCCCGAGUUAGAGGUCAGGGGUCAGGGGUCGUGCUUAGAUGUGCAUUCUCCCGGAGCUAGUCUAUGCUCCUUCAGUACAUAUGAACCUCGUCCUGACCCAACCCUCAACCUACCCUGACCUCUAACCCCUGACUCCUAACUAUGUAUGGGUAAGGAUGGCAGGGCUACUUGUAUUUCUGAUGCACAUAUUUACCUGUUUAUUUUGAGUUGAUUGUUUUAGUCCUGCCUGUCUUUCCCACCAAGGACCAAUUGGUGUUGGGGCCCAAAUCUUACCUUUAUGAUUGACUAAUAAAGGCACACACCCUGCACACACCCAGAACUUGUCCUUUGGAAUGAGCAUGGGAACCCCUGUCCUCGGUCUGACGUGGCAGUCACUACAGUUGGAAAUAAGUGUUGUUGCUGUCAUGUGUUUUUGUACUCUGUUGUCGGUUCUCUGUACAAUGUUUUUAUUCAAAAUAAACCAAUCAGAUGUUCUCUACAAUGUUUCUAUUAAAAAAUAAACCAAUCAGA